Molecule: messenger RNA, 1723 nt
Organism: Cydia fagiglandana
Lineage: Eukaryota; Metazoa; Arthropoda; Insecta; Lepidoptera; Tortricidae
Product: pancreatic lipase-related protein 2-like
Exons: 7
Coding region: 639-1688 (349 amino acids)
Biological process (GO): lipid catabolic process
Molecular function (GO): lipase activity
Source: RefSeq, a predicted model, not a curated record
CUUAAGUAUUUAAUGAAUUCAUUCAUAAUGUGUCCAUGCAAUAUUGUAAUUAACACAUUGUCUUAACCCUAAAUGUAAAAAUUAAACCGGCCGCGGCGUGAUUAACUGCAGGCGACCUAAUUAUUUUCAUAAUAUUAAUUUUCCCGUUAAUAACAAGUGUGCCCACAAUCCACAACAACGGCUUUAUACAUGUCUGCACGGUUUUAAAUCGCAUCAUUAACUCCAAAAUACGCGAAAGGUUUUAAAUACGGGAUCAACAUUCAACAGCGGACAGUAUUGCCAAAACAAACUUAUAAAACCCAACUGUAUGUACCUUAAACCAUUUAUUUAAGGUCUAAAACCGCUCGAAUCAAACGCAUAAAGACCACGGAUCGUUCGAGAUUACCAGUGAACUCCAACCCUGGAUUUUUCCGGCAAAUGCGCUUUCACGUUAAAAAUCCUCUUAAUUUCUCUAACAGCCAGUUACAAGUAUAACUAUUGAAAAUCGGAUUAUUUUUUUUCGUUCGAAUUUCGAACUUUUUUAAUGUUUUUUUUAAAGUCUGCUCGUUAGCUGGCUUUAUGCUGCUGGCUGUUAUACGGCUAGGCGAAUAUUAAAGGGUAUUAUACGCGUAUUGCGAUGCUGAUUAGUGCUGAGCGAUAUGAGUGUGCAAUACGCAGCCGUAAUCUGCUGCCUCGUAGAGAGCGUUCUCGGCGUGACGUCACCCGAUGCCGCUAAGUUCAGUCUCAGCUCGCUAUAUGACGCGGCGUUGCCUGUACUGCACCCCAUCAUCGCUGCCGGCUCUGAUCGAUGUGGCACAUUAAAAAGUCUGUUCGGCAUAACAUACGAACAAAUGCAAGAGAAAAACCGGACGAACUACCAAGAGAUAACCAUAGACCACAUCACCACAAACGGGAACAUCAAAUACAACAUGACGGCUGCUAGAAAGCUUAACAGGUUUAUGUCUAAUGCUGAAACGGUCGUUGUGCUAGUCCAUGGUUUCCUGGAGAGCUCUGACGGAUGGAUGGUGAAUGCCUUAGCUCCUGAGUAUUUGAAGAAAGCGGGCUAUAAGGUGUUAGCCCUGGAUGGAAGAAGGGCGAUAUCUUAUGAAUAUUUCAGUGCGUCAACGCACGCUCGCUUCAUCGGGGAACAACUUGGCAACUUCUUGAGUGAACUUGUUGAAGGCGGCCAAGACCCUUCAAAACUGAUCCUGAUCGGCCACAGUCUCGGCGCCCACAUAGCCGGGGUCGCAGGCAAGCGUCUCCAGCAGAACACAGGGAAGCAGGCGUCCCGGAUAACCGGCCUGGAUCCUGCCGGACCAUGCUUCAGUAAAGUUGACGUUGGCGCGCGGUUGGACCGCGGGGAUGCGGAGUACGUCGACGUUGUGCAUACAAAUGGUGGCAUGUUGGGGAUUAAAGAGCCUGUAGGACAUAAAGACUUCUAUCCUAAUGGCGGCAUGACGCAGCCAGGCUGCCUGCUAGCCACCUGUGAUCAUACCCGGGCUUGGGAACUCUUGGCUGAAGCCAUUAAUGCGCCAGAUGACUUCCCUGCCCGCAAAUGCGAGAACCGCACUCUGUUCCAGAGCGGCCUGUGUGCCGGGAACGAGGUAGCUUACAUGGGCAACAGUGCCGGCAGUCCCGGCACAUAUUACUUCAACACAGCGGCUAGCGCGCCCUUUGGACUGAGGGCAGCUGGCAGUGGCAUUAAAUGACUAUUGACCUACUGUAAUAAAUGCGUAUUUUUUUA